Gloeophyllum trabeum ATCC 11539 is the source of this 1068-nucleotide messenger RNA. RefSeq lists its product as uncharacterized. The record is from RefSeq and is a predicted model, not a curated record. Lineage: Eukaryota; Fungi; Basidiomycota; Agaricomycetes; Gloeophyllales; Gloeophyllaceae. Bases 1 to 1068 code for a protein of 355 amino acids. The transcript is spliced from 5 exons.
AUGCUCGAGGCUGCAGACCCAUCCACAGCAAGUCAUCUCAUGCAAGCGUUCAGAGGCUGGUUUGUGUCUGCUUCACACCAUACACUCCUUGCAAAGGGGCCCUCUGGCAAUGUCCUUGAAUGUUGUCAACAACCUGGUCGUACUUCCAAGGCACAAAAGCACCAAGCUCAGGCAAGCCAAGUAAAAGCUGCCAAGGGUGAAAUCCGGUUGGAGGCAAUGUAUGGUCAUCCUGAAUUUGAGCAGGGAUGUGAGACAGAUGAUGAUGAAGCUGAAGCUGAGGAUCCUAAUGUCAACUUAAGAAAGGCUUAUAACCUGGUAUUUGGAAUUAUAGGGGACAGCUUCUCAGCCACUUCUGCUGAAACCAAACCAGAUGAUGACCCAGUUGAUGUCAUACCUGACUUCAUCAUGACCUACUCCAUUGUUGCCCUUUUGGAACCAGUGGCCCUCAAUACUCAGACCAACCCACCUGCUGGUCCAGCCAGCACAAACCCCAAGCAGGAAACUCCCAAAGAGCAAGAGCAACAAGCCAACAUACAGAAGCAGGCACAAAUCAGUCAUUUUGAGAAAGCAUCCAUCCUAUACAAUGGCCAGUUCCUUCUGCAUCAAGCAAUCUUCCUGAUGGAGGAGGACAAGAGGGGUCCUUCUCGUAAAUUUUAUCAGCCAGGGCAUGAAGCUGAACUCAUCAACUCCUACACUUCCCAGUUCAACAAGGCACAGGAUGACCUGCUUCUGUAUAUGUUCAUCUACUUCAAUAUUGUUGAUGAGCAAGCAGUGAGCAUGGUUUGCCAUGCAGUGCCUGGUGCAUUCUGGCAUUGGGCAGAGUUCCACAGGAGUGAGAUUCCAUUGUAUUUCUUUCCCACCCCAAGAUCUGCACUUUCACUCCUGCGUGUCCCAUCUGAGGUGAAGAAGGAGAAGGACUAUAGCAUGAAGUGGAGGGAUCAGCCUGUAUUUGAGGUGGGCACAAAAGAGUCAGAUGCUGCACUGACAAGGAUGAUAAAGAAGGUAUUUGAAAACAUAAAGAAGCAUUCUCCCAAGAGGAUUGAGGGGGCAACACUUUACUAUGAUUAG